AUGGAAGCCGUUUGGGGUUCUGCUUCACAAGCUUUGGAGUCUAACGACGAUCCAUUCACCCGUGAAGGAGAUGACACGAAAGCUCAAGAAACCCCUACGGCCCAAUCGGUUCUUAACCACUCCAAUUCGAAUCUGAUUGUUGAGCCGUCUUCCGAGGUUGAGAAUGCAGAGCUCUGUUCUUAUUCUUCUUGUCAGGCUUCAACAACCAUGGCUAAUGGCAGAAAGAUUGUUAGGAGAAAGAAGAAGGCUUCAAGAAAUGUUUCUACCCCUGCUGCUUCUUCUUCCUCUUCUUCUCUGUCUUCCUUUCCUUCUCAACAGAGAGGGUUGCGUCUUACAUCUAAACACCGGCCUCCAAGAGUGUCCAUUGGUGGUAAUCAUCGUGGAGAGAGUGAUUUCGAUGCGUUCGCGCUUCCUCUUGGGAUGUCAAUCGCUGCGGUUGUGGCUCAGGUUCUGGACAGAGAACAUGUGACAAAAGAAAAGAUUCCUCUUGAGCAUCUCUCAGCGAUUUGUGCUUCAGCUGUUAGAGAGUCUCUAGCCAAUGCUUUCGGGGACAGGUUUGACUGUUUUGUGAGGAACUUUGAGAAAUCUUUUGGAAGCACUCUGAGGACCUUACAAGUAAUCAAUGAAGCAUCUCUAUAUAAGGGACAAGGUCCCUUGAGAGAGUCAAGUACAGAAAGUUGUGGUUCAGAAGUGGUCCUACCUAAAUCUUCCUGCAAGCAAGGACAUCCAGAAGCAGUUGCAUCUACUAUUGAAGCUUGCCGACCAUCUAACACAGUGGAAGAAAGACGAGAGAAUUUGGGAUCAGAUUCAGUAAAUCAAGAACUUGUCCUGCAUGGACAAAUGAACCAACAAUUGGCUGCUGCUUCUUCGAGUGGAUUGGAUUCUGGCUAUAAUCAUUUGAUGCUGAGCACCUUUGAGAAAUCUGUGAAGGAACAAGCUCGUUCUAAUGACCUCAAGACAUUUGAGAUUGAACUGACCAUGAAGCGGUUGCAACUGAAAGAAUCACAGCUGGCUCUCCAUUCAAAUUCUAAUUUUUUGGAGAGAUUUAAAUUAUCUAUGGGUAUUUCAAAGGCAUCAUUCAAGGCUGAGAAAUUCAAAAACCAGUUAGAAGACGCAAGACACACAGAACAGCUCAAGAAAUGUGUAGACUGUCUUGUUGCUGGGUUACUUAUAAUGUCAGCUUCGCUUUUAUAUGGGGCGUAUGUUCAUUCAUACAAACGGAUCACAGAAGCCACAGGGUCUUGUUCAUCCUCUCCCAAGGAGGCUACUUCUUGGUGGGUUCCCAAGUCAGUGGCGUCUUUCAAUUCAAGGCUAGAUAUGCUGAGAUGUCAGGUUGAAGUAUUCAGUCGGAUGCUCUUUGGUGUUAUGAUGAUGGUUGCAAUUGCUUAUUUGCUUUUCCAACGGUCAGCCACUUCAAAUCAGAUGAUGCCAGUAACAUUCAUCCUUUUGCUGUUAGGAGUUGGUUGUGGCAUUGUAGGCAAGCUUUGCAUCGACACAUUGGGAGGGAAUGGAUAUCAUUGGCUCUUAUACUGGGAGGCUCUUUGCUUGCUGCACUUACUUGCAAACAUGUGUACUUCAGCUUUGUUUUCUAUCCUGUAUGGACCUGUCCUUGUAGUCCAAGGUACCAAAGCAAGGGCAGUGCUCCCAUACUGGUUACGUCGGCUUGUGUUUUAUAUCAUUAUACUUCUGUUCUUACCAUUAUUUGGUGGUUUGUUGCCAUUUGCAAGCCUUACUGACUGGAAAGACCACUUCUUAUUGUUAAUCACUGAUAAUUUAUUCGCAUCAGCUAUAGAGACUGGCAACUGAUGUCUUAGAUUAUGGCUGAACUGUAAAGAUGUAAGACGGUGAAAGUAUUGUACGUUGAGUUAAAAUUAUUCUGUAUGUAUGGGUCUUUAUUUGCCCGACUCUUUAAACCAUGUAUGAAGGUUUUUCAUGUAUUUUAUGUUGUAUCCAAAACAUUUGGAGGAAAGAACACUCACUCUAUCUUAAA
This is a messenger RNA of Telopea speciosissima, 1990 nucleotides long. Its product is annotated as protein CPR-5-like. Gene Ontology annotation, biological process: leaf senescence; defense response; trichome morphogenesis. The record is from RefSeq and is a predicted model, not a curated record. The transcript has 5 exons. Lineage: Eukaryota; Viridiplantae; Streptophyta; Magnoliopsida; Proteales; Proteaceae. The coding region runs from base 1 to 1806 and encodes 601 amino acids.